Coregonus clupeaformis (lake whitefish) is the source of this 10293-nucleotide messenger RNA. RefSeq names its product unconventional myosin-XVIIIa. The transcript is spliced from 45 exons. NCBI's taxonomy places the organism in Eukaryota, Metazoa, Chordata, Actinopteri, Salmoniformes, Salmonidae. The coding region runs from base 1776 to 10109 and encodes 2777 amino acids. Gene Ontology annotation, cellular component: myosin complex. The record is from RefSeq and is a predicted model, not a curated record. Gene Ontology annotation, molecular function: cytoskeletal motor activity; protein binding; ATP binding.
ACAGAAGUGUUUCGGCCCUCCAUGACCGGAAUUGAACGUCCCUGCUGUAGGCUUAAUCAGGAAUCUGAUAGUGUAUGACUAAAGGGAUCACAGGUUUCUGGGGAUUGGAGUCCAUUAUGGUAUCAUUACAGCUGAGGAGAGGAAGCCACAUCAGACUAUUGAGAUGCGCCUGUCACAUCACUGGUCUUUUACUUGGAGGUUUGCCAGCAGCAAACUUUCUUUCUCGCCACGAUAGACAGUUACUAACAGGCCGAUGUGAAAAGAGGCACAACGUGGAAGAGCGUAGUUAUUUUUCUAUUCUGGAUGUAAUGUCACAGACAGUUACACCUUUUUAAUUUCACAACAAAAGCCUGGGGAUCCGCGCUGUGUGAGGUGUCUGUAAUUGCUUUGUAAAUAGUAUAUAUUUUUUUCCUGAAUAAUCUGUAGCCUCGUUGUGGGAAUUGCAGCCAUAUCCCAACGUAGCCUAAAGAUGAACAAACAGGCAGUUUAUGAGGGUCGCGGGGCGAUAUAAUAUUCAACACGCGCACAAAUAUGAAAGAUAUUCAGCAACUCUUGGGGGACAAUACUUUAUUAUUAAAACCAACGUGUUUCUGACAGCCUGAUGAAGGCUAUUGGUUUUGAUAAUAAACAAGUAUGUUUCUUGUCAACUUUUAUUGUCCCUCAAGAGUUUAUGAAUAUCAUCCACAUUUCCAGUUUUCUCUAUUAAUGCAGCUUGGUUGGAAAGCGAAGAUGGUGAACCACAGUUGACCUUUUUCCUCUCCCAGUCUGAAAGCUCACACAGUGUUAUUUAACACUUACUCUGCAGCAGUGCAGACAGGGAGAGAGACAGAAGAACAGUAGAGAGCCAGCAGGGAACCAGGCCUUGAUCCCCAGCCUGCUGGCAUCCCAAAGGCUGCAUCCCCAACAUUCAACCUCCUGUCUGGGGGGGGAACCACAGCUAAGCCCCCCAUGGGAGCCAUGGAGCCAUGUCAGGCACUGUAGUGACUGGAGCAUAGGAGGAGGGGAAGAUUAAACACUAAAGCAGGUUAUUAUUGCAUUAAAGUGUUGUUGACCUUCAUUAGUGUCGGUUAGCCACUUAGGUGGAGGUAGGCUCUGUCUGUGGAAGGCAGUGCAGUGUGUUGGGUUAUCAUAAGGCCUGUAGGACGGCAAGGAUAUUCAAGCGUGAAAUACUAGGGGAGAGAUAAGAAUGUGUGUCAUUGGCACAGUGCUCAGUAGCGUGGAGAGUGAGGCCAGGAAGACAGUGUGUUAGUGUGUGAUAUGCAGCUGGGAGAAGGAUUCAGCACAGGUGUGUUUGAGUGAAAUAGCAGGAUUUGCUUGCAGCUGAGCGAAGGUGCUGUGUGUGUGUGUCAUUAGAUCUGCCAUUAGAAACAAGGUGCUGCAGUACAGAGAGGGGGCCAAGUCAGCACCCAUAGACACCUCUGCUAUCUCAGUCUGAAACCCCCACCCACCACCUCUCAUAUCAACCCACCCUGUUCUAUUUCAGGACCUGGGCAGGCAUGUGGCAGUUGGGUGAGCAUAACAGCACGCCUGUCCAGGAGAGCAAACAGGACCUGUGAUCUCUUUGGUCAACCAUACAUACACUAUCAGACGAUCCAGACAAACCCAGGGCUUCUCAGAUUACGUUUUUGGUUUAGUUACCAAAGUGGAGUUUGCAUAUGCUUUAAGCUGAACUGCGUGAGUUUACUUUAAGUCUGUUCUGGUUUCUCCUCAUUUGUCUUGCUGCUCUGCUCUCUCCCUCCCUGCUGUGUGAGUAGUCAGACAGCGACAGUGGCAGUAUGAGUAGCCGCUCCCAGUCCGUGCCCAGUCUGGAGCCUGGCAGGGGCCUACUCUGCACCAAAAGCCCUGAGCCGGCCAAGACACAGCCCGGGGUCAGGGUCAGGAGUCCCUCGCCACCCAGGGUACGCGGGGCCGUAAAGGUCCCUGAACGCUUCAAAAGUCCAGUGCCUCUAAUCCAGAUGCCAGCACAGCACUUCAGGAGCCCUGACCCACGCAGAGCUUCCAUGAUUAGCCCUGAGCCUGUGCUGAACGGGAACAGCAAGCCCAAUGGAUCCGUUAACGGCAGUGCCGUCAAUGGGAGCUCUGCCAAUGGCAGUGCCAGACAGCCAGACCUGGACAACGAUGAUCAUAGCCUUACCCGCAAGAAGGUAGGAAAGGUGGUGCGUCAAGUGGUGAGGAAGGUACUACCUGCAGAAGAGGAGGAUGCUCCAGCUCCUGAGCCUACCAAACCUGCCCCUGAACCUCCUAAAUUGGUGCCAUUGCAAGCGCCAUCAUCUGUGCCCAAGGUCCCAAAGGUUCCACUGUUCUCUUUCAAGCACGACACCAUCAAGACGGAGGAAAAGGACGAUAUAUCAGCAGGGCUGGCCAGCCUCAUGGUCCGCGGGAGGACCAGGAACCGCCCUCGCACACGCAUGGAUGAGCCACCUGAAAAAAAACAAGAGGAAGCAGUGAAAAGAGAGGAAAAAGAAAGCCCUAAAUUGGUUGAGAUUAAAUCUAUCCCUAAUGUCGGCCCAGUUUCAAAACAGGAGGAUAAGAAUCCCGUGUCGGCUGCACCUGCUAAAGUUCCUCCUACUGCUUCUAAUUUGACCUCGGUUCCCUCCAAGUCUGCACCCGUAGGCUUCAUCCCUGCCUCAAAGCCUUCCCCUCUCUCCCUUCCAGCAGGUUUCAUCCCACCACCAAAAUCAGCCUCCCUUUCCCCACCUGCUGGGUUUGUACCAGCACCAAAAUCAGCCCCCCUUUGCCCACUAAAUGGGUUUGUACCAGCACCAAAAUCAGUCCCCCUUUCCCCUCCAGCAGGGUUUGUACCAGCCCCAAAAUCUACUGCUGUUAGUCGUUCAGUUUCCACUGUAGCCCCCAAAUCCUCCCCAGCCAUUCCCCCAUCAUGCUUCAUCCCACCACCAAAAUGUACCCCCCUUGCCCCUCCAGCAAGGUUUGUACCAGCACCAAAAUCCUCCCCAGCCAUUCCCCCAUCAUGCUUCAUCCCACCAACAAAAUCUACCCCCCUUGCCCCACCUGCCGGGUUCAUACCAGCCCCAAAAUAUACCCCCCUUUCCCCACCUGCUGGUUUUGUCCCCUCUUCUAAAUACUCCCAUGUCACUCCCCCUUCAGCAUCCAUUCCCACCUCUAAGUCCUCCCCCAGUACUCCCCCUGCAGGGUUCGUCCAAGCCCCCAAGGCCUCGCCUCUCUCCCCUACUCCUCCCAAAGCCUCGCCUCUCUCCCCUCCUUCCGCCUUCAUCACUCCCAAGGCGAAUGCCCUCUCUCCACCACCGGUGUUCAUCCAGCCCCCCAAACUGCCAGCUGUGAAGAAGCCUGAGGUGACAGCCUCUCCCCUGUCCUCUGUUCCCAUUGAGAAGGCUUCACCACAGAACAAUUCAUCAACCGUUUCAUCAAAGACUACCCCAACCAUAACCCAAAAGGAGGCGCCGCUCAGUCCCACUGAAGAGGCUCAGAGACGCCUGGAGAGGAUCUUCAGUGUGCCUCUGGAGCCGGUGGUUUGUGCCUCAGCCCCGACCCUUUCUCCAGCCCCAACCCCCCCUCAGGGACAGGUGGACGAGGACCCCGUGGCCAUCCUUCAGGCGUCUCACGCCGCUGCCCAACAACCCAAGGUGAAGACAGAGGAGCAGAUAGCCGCAGAGCAGGCAUGGUACGGCUCAGAGAAGGUCUGGCUGGUCCACAAGGAUGGCUUCUCCCUGGCGACGCUGCUGAAGACGGAGGCGGGCUCUCUGCCGGAGGGGAAAGUGAAGAUCAAACUGGAACACGACGGGACAGUGCUGGACGUAGAUGAGGAUGACGUGGAGAAGGCGAACCCCCCGUCGUUUGACCGCUCUGGGGACCUGGCCUCGCUGCAGUACCUCAAUGAGUCCAGUGUAAUGCACUCCCUGCGCCAGCGCUACGGGGGAAACCUCAUCCACACACAGGCCGGGCCCAACAUGGUCAUCAUCAACCCCCUCAGCGCACCCUCCAUGUAUUCAGAGAAGGUGAUGCACAUGUUUAAGGGGUGCAGGCGAGAGGACACAGCACCUCACAUCUACGCGGUGGCCCAGUCGGCCUACAGGAACCUGUUGACCACGCGUCAGGACCAGUCCAUCGUGCUGCUGGGGAAGAGCGGCAGCGGCAAGACCACCAACUGUCAACACCUGGUCCAGUACCUGGUCUCCAUUGCUGGCAGCACCGGAAAGAUCUUCUCUGGGGAGAAGUGGCAGGCAGUAUACACCAUCCUGGAGGCAUUUGGAAACAGCUCCACCUCCAUGAACACCAAUGCCAGCCGCUUCUCUCAGAUUGUCUCUCUGGACUUCGACCAGGCUGGCCAGGUGGCCUCCGCAUCCAUACAGACCAUGCUGCUUGAGAAGCUGAGAGUGACCAAACGGCCGGAGACUGAGUCCACCUUCAACGUCUUCUACUACAUGAUGGCCGGAGCUGACACCACACUCAGAACGGAGCUGCACUUUAACCACUUUGCAGAGAACAGCGCCUUCGGAAUUGUGCCUCAGUCUAAACCGGAGGACAAACAGAAGUCAUCUCAGCAGUUCACCAAGCUGCAGGCAGCCAUGAAGGUGCUGGGCAUCUCAGUGGAGGAGCAGAGGGCUCUGUGGCUCAUCCUGGGGGCCAUCUACCACCUGGGGGCCGCAGGGGCCACCAAAGAGGCUGACGAAGCUGGCCGUAAGCAGUUUGCCCGUCAUGAGUGGGCCCAGAAGGCAGCCUACUUGCUGGGCUGCACCCUGGAGGAGCUCUCCUCUUCCAUCUUCAAGCACCAGGCCAAGGGGGCCCUGCAGAGGUCCACCUCCUUCCGCGGGGGGCCCGACGAGGCAGGGGCAGGAGACGGCUCAGGCUCUAAGAUCACAGCCCUGGAUUGUCUGGAGGCCAUGGCUUCAGGCCUGUACUCAGAGCUCUUCACCCUCGCUAUCUCCCUCGUCAACAGAGCUCUGAAGUCCAGUCAGCACUCUCUGUGCUCUCUGCUCAUCGUGGACACACCGGGUUUCCAGAACCCUCGCAUGGCCAAGCUCCAGCGCGGUGCCACCUUCGAGGAGCUGUGCCACAACUACGCCCAGGAGCGCCUGCAGACCCUGUUCCACGAACGCACCUUUGUACAGGAGCUGGAGAGAUAUAAGGAGGAAAACAUAGAGCUUGCAUUAGAUGACAUAGAGUCCAGUACCUCAAUGUCUGUAGCAGCUAUAGACCAAGCAUCAACCCAAGCGCUGGUGCGCACCCUGGCGAGGACAGAUGAGGCUCGAGGUCUGCUGUGGCUGAUGGAGGAGGAGGCUGUGCAGCCAGGGGGCUCUGAGGACACUCUUCUGGAGAGACUCUUCAGCUACUACGGCCCCGACCAGGGGGACAACAAGGGACACGCCCUGCUCCUGAAGAGCGACAAGCCGCAUCAUUUCCUGUUGGGCCACAGCCACGGGACAGACUGGGUGGAGUACGAUGCUCAGGGUUGGUUGAGCCACGCCAAGCAGAACCCCGCCUCCCAGAACGCUGCCACUCUGCUGCAGGACUCACAGAAGAAGAACAUCAGCAGUCUGUUCUCUAGUCGUAGUGGAGGGCCCACAGUGCUGUCUGGCUCCAUCGCAGGGCUGGAGGGGGGAUCUCAGCUGGCCCUCCGCAGAGCCACCAGCAUGAGGAAGACCUUCACUACAGGCAUGGCCGCUGUCAAGAAGAAGAGCCUCUGUAUCCAGAUCAAACUGCAAGUGGAUGCUCUGCUGGACACGGUGCGCAGGUCCAGGGUUCACUUUGUCCACUGCCUGCUGCCCAAGGCAGACGCGGUGGGGGUGGGCGGGGACCCGCGCGUGGCCCAUGGAGAGAGCUGCGAUUCAGGCCUCAUGCAGCUGGAUGUGGGCCUCCUGAGGGCUCAGCUCCGUGGAUCUAAGCUUAUCGACGCCCUGCGCAUCUACAGGCAAGGAUACCCUGAUCACAUGGUGUUUUCCGAGUUCCGACGCCGCUUCGACGUGCUGGCGCCCCACCUGACCAAAAAGCAUGGGCGCCACUACAUCGUCACAGACGAGAAGAGAGCUGUGGAGGAGCUGUUGGAGUCUCUAGACUUGGAGAACAGCAGUUACCACAUGGGCCUGAGCAGGGUGUUCUUCAGAGCGGGGACCCUGGCCAAACUGGAGGAGCAGAGCGACGUCCAGACCAGACGCAACAUCACCAUGUUCCAGGCUGCCUGCAGAGGAUACCUGGCCAGACAGGCUUUCAAGAAGAGGAAGAUCCAGGACCUGGCUAUCCGCUGCAUCCAGAAGAACAUCAAGAAGAACAAGGGAGUGAAGGGCUGGCCCUGGUGGAAGGUGUUCACCACAGUACGCCCCCUUAUAGAGGUCCAGCUCACAGAGGAGCAGAUACGCGGCAAAGACGAGGAGAUCCAGCAGCUGAAAGGGAGGCUGGAGAAGGUGGAGAAGGAGAGGAACGAACUGAGACUCAACAGUGACCGCCUGGAGAGCCGGAUCACAGAGCUGUCGUCGGAGCUGGCAGACGAGAGGAACACAGGAGAGUCGGCCUCUCAGCUGCUGGAGUCUGAGACCUCAGAGAGACUGAGACUGGAGAAAGACAUGAAAGACCUGCAGACUAAGUUUGACUCGAUGAAGAAGUCUACGGACUCUAUGGAGAUGGAGGUGAUGGAGGCCAGACUCCUCAGAGCCUCAGAGCUCAACGGAGAGAUGGACGAUGACGACACAGGGGGAGAGUGGAGACUGAAGUAUGAGAGGGCCAUCAGAGAGAUAGAGUUCACCAAGAAGAGGCUUCAGCAGGAGUUUGAUGACAAGCUGGAGGUGGAGCAGCAGAACAAACGGCAGCUGGAGAGGAGGCUAAGUGACCUCCAGGCAGACAGUGAGGAGGUGCAGCGUACGGCCCAGCAGCUGAAGAAGAAGUGUCAGAGAUUGACGGCUGAGCUACAGGACACCAAGCUACACCUGGAGGGCCAGCAGAGCCGCAACCACGACUUGGAGAAGAAACAGAGAAAGUUUGACUCCGACCAGAACCUGUCUCAGGAGGAGGUCCAGAGGGAGAGGAAUCUUAGAGAGAAGCUGAGCAGAGAGAAGGAUAUGCUGACUGGAGAGGUGUUCAGCCUGCGACAGCAACUGGAGGACAAGGACCUGGAGAUGUGUGCGCAGAACGUGAAGUUAGAACAGCUGGAGGUGGAGCUGCUGGACCUGUCGUCCCAGGAGACCAAGGACGAGGCAUCACUGUCCAAGGUUAAGAAGACGAUGCGUGACCUGGAGGCCAAGGUCAAAGACCAGGAAGAGGAGCUGGAUGAACAGGCCGGAACUAUACAGAUACUGGAGCAGGCUAAGCUGCGUCUGGAGAUGGAGACAGAGAGACUGCGCCAGACACACUCCAAGGAGAUUGAGAGUAAAGACGAGGAGGUGGAGGAGAUCAGACAGUCCUGCAGUAAGAAGCUGAAGCAGAUAGAAGUCCAGCUGGAGGAGGAGUAUGAUGACAAACAGAAGGUCCUACGUGAGAGGAGAGACCUGGAGACCAAGCUACUGUCUGCCCAGGACCAGGUGAAACCCAGAGACGUGGAGACAGAGAAGAGGCUGAGGAAGGAUCUGAAGCGCACGAAGGCCCUGCUGGCCGACGCCCAGAUCAUGCUGGACCACAUGAAGAACAACGCCCCCAGCAAGAGAGAGAUCGCCCAGCUCAAAAACCAGCUGGAGGAGUCGGAGUUCACCUGUGCGGCAGCAGUGAAGGCUCGUAAGUCUAUGGAGGUGGAGAUUGAGGACCUGCAUGUGCAGAUGGACGACAUCUCCAAAGCCAAACAGGCUCUGGAGGAGCAGUUGAGCAGGCUGCAGAGGGAGAAGAAUGAUCUGCAGUCUCGUAUGGAGGAGGACCAGGAGGAUAUGAACGAGCUCAUGAAGAAGCACAAGUCCGCUGUCGCCCAGUCGACCCAGAACCUAGCCCAGAUCUCUGACCUACAAGCCCAGCUGGAGGAGGCCCUCAAGGAGAAGCAGGAUGUCCAGGAGAAGCUCUCGGCACUGCAGAGCCAGCUGGAGUUCCAGGAGACUUCUAUGGUGGAGAAGUCUCUGGUCAGCAGGCAGGAGGCCAAGAUCCGAGAGAUGGAGACCAAGAUGGAGUUUGAGAAGACGCAGGUCAAACGCUUGGAGAGCCUGGUGGCUCGUCUGAAGGAGAACCUUGAGAAGCUAACAGAGGAGCGGGAUCACCGCAGCACCAGCGAGACCCGGGAGAAGGAGCAGAACAAGCGGCUCCAGAGACAGAUCAGAGAUAUCAAGGAGGAGAUGGGAGAACUGGCCAAGAAGGAGGGAGAGGCCAGCCGCAAGAAACAUGAGCUGGAAAUGGAUAUUGAAAGCUUGGAGGCAGCCAAUCAGAGCCUGCAGGCGGACCUUAAACUAGCCUUCAAGAGGAUUGGUGACCUCCAGGCCGCCAUCGAGGACGAGAUGGAGAGUGACGACAACGAGGACCUCAUCAACAGUUUACAAGACAUGGUGACAAAGUAUCAGAAAAGAAGGAACAAAACUGAGGGAGACUCAUCUGACUCGGAGGUGGAAGACCGUGUGGACGGGGUCAAGUCCUGGCUGUCCAAAAACAAGGGCUCGACCAAGAACCUCUCAGAUGACGGCAGCCUCAAGAGCUCCAGUUUUGCUGUAAACGUAGACGCAAAGGAAGGGAAAGAGUGGAAAGAGGGUAAGGAAUGGAAAGAGUUGAACAAAGAGGGCAAAGAGAAAGAGGUAGAUCAGAGCAGGCCGGUGUCUGUGAUGAGUUCCCUGAGCUACAGGAAGCGCUCCAACAUCAAUGACUCCAUCGGAGGUAAAGGGGACGACAGCUCCCUCUUCAGUUCCCUCAAGAAGGAUCAGGACUCCCAGGAGUCUUUCACCUCCUUCCGUAAGGCCAAGCCCAAAGGCUCCUCACCCCAGGAUGACUCCUACUCAGUCAGCUCCAGCUCCUGGAGGAAGUCCCAGACUGGGGACGAUGAUGACCGUGGCUCGGUUAUCUCCCAGGCCUACACUGAAGCCACCAGCAGGGCUAGGAAGGGCAUGGACAGCCGCUGGGGAGACUUCGACAAAGAGUCCAACGUGUCCUCGAUGGCCCCCAGCUGGGCCUCUGUUGCCACCACGCGUUGUUGCCUGAGCCUAGAGGACGACACCAAGUCGACCAUCAGCCUGGGUAUGUCCAGUCCCCUGAGCCACCGCCGCAGCACCUCCGCACACCGUAUGGACGAGUCAUAUGGAAGAAGCGGUCGCAGCCCCUCUCUCGGUCGCCGUUCUGGGGGCAGGAGCCCUGGCAGCGUGAGCCGUGCUGACUCACGCAUAUCUGACUUCCGUCGCUGCCGCCUCAGCGAGUUUGAUGACAUGGAGGACGGUCACAGCGUGGCCUUCACCGAGCGCUCCUCAGCCUACAGCCCCCACUCCUCCACGGGACGCAGCCUGUCCAUGCCCCCGCCACGCGCCCGCUCCUCCUACAGAGAUGAUGACGAGCUCCCUGACACCUCGGAUGUCAAGCCGGCCACCGUCAGCCACCGCAACUACCUGGACCCCGACCUAGAGAAGGCCAUCAACGAGGUGCUCAACUUCAAACCCAUAGAGUUCAAACGCACCAGCCUGGAAGACUCGGAGGCCGAGGCAGGGAAGAAAGAGGAGGACACAGAGGACGACAGGAAGAGUGUGCUUAGCGUCAGGGGGAGAGGUGACCGGGAGGCAGACAGCAGGCGUAGCACCAGCAGUCUGAGACGCUCAGCGUCGGCCAUGGAUUGUAGGAGGUCCUCCAGCAGCAUGAGCAGCCGCAGUCGCAGCCACAGCCGCAGCGCAAAGAAGAGCAAAGGCAAGAAGAAGAAGAGGAGCCACAGCUCCGAGUCAGACCGCUCCGAUGAUGACCGCCGCAGCAAGAAGGGCAGCUCCAAGAAGAAGGGCAAGAAGUCCAAAAAGGAGUCCUCUUCUUCUUCAUCCUCGGAUUCAGAGUCUGACUCAGAGUCUGGCUCCAGCUCUGGUGCUUCUACCAUCUCCUACAAAAGCACCAACAGCGUGAAGAGAGCCCCUGGCCUAGAGGGGGAGAGGGAGGCUGGGACGCCUGCUGAGGCGUCCCAGCCUCCUAACAAGAAGGAGGAGAAGAAUAGGAAGAAGAAAGUGGACAACGUGAUGAUGAAGUAUCUGUACAGACCGGACAGUGACUGAGGCUGGCAUCCUCCUAGCCGAAGACGGUUCUGCUUUGACAAAUCUGACGAAGAGGAAGAGGAAGAAGAAAAAGCAGAAGGGGGUGUGUCCCGAGGGUCCUACCGCUCCAGAUACACACGCGGCAGCUAUCUGAACAACAGUGACAGCGAAGACAAGCCCUCUGAGACAACAUAGUUAACACACA